Lactuca virosa is the source of this 426-nucleotide messenger RNA. The record is from the annotation of a GenBank genome assembly. Lineage: Eukaryota; Viridiplantae; Streptophyta; Magnoliopsida; Asterales; Asteraceae.
AUGAACGAUAUGUUGAAAAAUGAGAUGAUUGAAUAUGGGGAAGAAGAAGAAGAAGAAGGAGGAGGAGGAGAAGAAGAUGAUGAUGAUGAGAACUUUGGAGAGGGUAGUAGGAGGAAGAAGGUAAUGAGAAAGAGGGGUUCUGGUAGUGGAGGAGGGUCCGUACAACCUUGUUGUCAGGUGGAAGGUUGCACUGCUGAUAUGAGUAAUUGCAAGACAUACCACCGGCGGCAUAAAGUCUGUGAGCUUCAUUCCAAGGCUCCAGUUGUUAUAACUGGUGGAUAUCAACGGCGGUUUUGUCAGCAAUGCAGCCGGUUCCAUGACCUAAUAGAAUUUGAUAAUGCCAAGAGAAGUUGUCGUAGGCGUUUAGCUGGGCAUAACGAGCGCCGACGUAAAAGCUCCUUUGAAACUUAUGGAGACGGUUCCUGA